UUGAUUUUAUUGUUUCACAGGACAAUACGAUGUUUGCUUGCGUAUAUUUGCUUCAGCGAAAUGUUGAAAUGCUUAAAAUACCAGAUCUUACAACUAUCUUUGAGGCACAAAUUACUAUAAAACUUUUGCAAUUCUCUGCCUUUUCUCCAGACUCUUCGUAUUGUUUAUACAAUUCAAUCCGGUUCUGCAUCAAUAUUAAAGAAAAGAAAGAGGUCCCCUUCAUUACGCACGGCCCCGAUGACAUCAGGGACUGUUCAUUUUCUUCAUGUGGAAUGAAACUUGUCACAUUAGAAGAAACGUCAAUCAAAGUGUGGGAUGUAAAAAGGAAAAAUUUAUUGGUUGAAGUUGAGAAUGUGUAUGAUGAGGAGUCUUAUUGUUUGUUUAGUAAUUGUAACUCCUACAUUCUCCUUUGGAAAAAGGGUAUGGAGAAGUCAGGUUCACCAGUCUUAGAUUACAUGAACGUCUUGAAUUCUGAAACUUUGGAAAAGAUUGAUAAAAAGCAUAUUCGUGUUGCCCGGAAAUUGUGUAGUAAUGAUUCCUUUCAAAUAUUUUCCCCGCCUCAUUCUUUUUUCGACUUGAAUGUUAGAAUGGAAAUGAAUUAUGUCUGUUUGCCAUCUGGCCAGAUAGUUCUUAUUUCCAAUAAAUAUUGUUCAAAAGUCUUUUUGUGGAAAAACAGAAAGUGUGUUGCAUUCGUAAAAGAUUUGAGAAACGAUUUAGCUUUGGUAGUGUACGAUUUCAUAAAUCAAAAGAUCGUUGACGUCCUUGAGAUUGGAUUUCUACCAUACGAUACUCUUGUCAAUUACAUUUCGAAAUUAGAUGGAACGAGUUUUUUUCUAUGUUUAGGAUUUCACAAAGUACUCAGUGUUUUAUCCUUCAAAUCUCUUGUCGAAUGGCCUGAUGCUACUUUUGUUGACAAUGCCGAAAUAGAUUGUCGUGCACUCUCUCCAGACACCUUGUAUGUUGCGUGCUGUUUUGAAAAUUGCCUUCUUUCAAUAAGAAGUGUGGAUAGUGGGGAAACAAUGCAAACUGUUGCACUGAAACAACGAGCAUUAGCAUGUUGGUGGUCAGAAUCGUAUCUUUGGUUGGUCUGUGAAGGUCUGGUUUUUAAAUAUCGUUAUAACCCUAGGAGUAAAAAUAUCUUAGGAAGUCAACAUAAAGAAUCUAUUGUAAAUUUUGAACGUGUCCUUGCGUUUAAAAAUGGAGUUCUUGUGAUUUACGGCGAUCGGAAACUUUCUAUUUUAAGAAUUUGUAACGAAAAACUGUGUCAUCAAGAAACGCCGUCAUGUAGGUUUACUGACCCUUCUGUCGCAAUAAGUUCUGAUGGGUGUGCUGUUAUGUUAUUAUUUUCUGAUUUCGACGUUUCAACUUAUGAAUUGUGGGAAUUAAUACGUGGCAACACAUGGAUUGUACGUUCAGCCGGAGAGUUGCAUCUAAUGAUUAUUCGUUGGUGGUCUUUAUUUGGUACAAAAAGGACUCGCAAUGCAGUGUUCUUGACAAGAUAUCGAUCAUUGAUGCUUAUUGAUGCACUUUGUAUGACUUUCCCAAAUAAUGUGCAAGAUAUUCAUGAACUUCCUAUUCAAAACUUUAGAAUGGCUGCUUAUAUCGACUCUGAUUUGAUCGCUAUUUUCACCGAUGAAUGGAUACGUUUUGUUAAGGUGUCAGAAGGCAGAAUCAUAGCUACCAGAUACUUUUGUAAUCCUAAUUUUUUUAGGGAUAGAAAUCCUCAUUAUUCAUCUCCUUUCUUUCUUCCAUCAACGCGUUCUCUUCUGUUCGUUGACAGAAAUGGCAACAAAUAUUUAAAAAUUCAUAAUAUUGAAAAGUAUCUCUAAGAUCUCCUUUCUUGAUGUAAGUAGUUUAGAAUCCGAUUUCUUGUUUAAAUGCGAAGACCACGCGUAAAUCAAACGUUCAGCUAUGGAACGUACUGAAAUGCGAAAACCACGGAAAUCGUUGAAACGUUUUUUUUAGUUUUUCCUUUCGUGAUGUAAAUUUUUGAGCAUGGAAUUUCUUAUUUUAACCGCGAAACGCACGCAAAUUGUCUGAUAUAUAUUUUUUAAAAAAAAGCCAAAUAACUUUAACAUAGUCAACGGAUUUAACAAACGCGGAAUACGUCUAUGAAAACGUUUGAACUGUGUAAUAUUAGUAGAAAAAUAUUUUUAAAAUAUAAUUUGUAUCCAAGAGAUUUUCCUGCUGUGUGUUUUUAUAACCUGCGUGUGAGAUCGAUUAAUUCACAUACUUCCUUUGUGUACUUGUGAUAAGCGUACAUGAAUAUUCAGCCUCUUGCUUGUUAAGCGAUCAGUUUAUUCUACACACAAGAAUUCAGUAUAAUAGCCAUCUUUACUUGCUUUACUGUUCCUAACGGUAGACGAUGAACGAAAAAUCCUUCUAUAAUUAACAUGGAUCAUUAUUACAUAUUUUUCCGCUUUGAGUAAAAAAAAAGGCUCUGAAAGAGACGAAAAAAAAUACGCCGUGUCUGAAGGAAUAUAUUUUCAAUUGUUUAUGUUAUUUUCCUGAAAGUUAAAGGUGUUUAUGUCCCUAUAUAGAAAAACAAGAUUUCUUCCAUUAGAAUUUAAAAUUUAAAGGAAAAUAUUUUCGUAGCGAGGCAAACGAAGCUAUAAAAUGAAGGAUAUUUUUGUUCAUGUUUGUGUGAAAUGAACUUGAGUGAAAUGAAUAACAAGGAAGGUUUAGGUCAUUGAUUUACCUGAUCUAAAGUAGCUGGAAUGAGUGAGGAAUCAUGGAUAUCUUUCUCUAGUUUCCUGUUUUGUCAGGCACACUUUUAUCAGAAGUUUUUAGCAUUCUAUUUUUAUAUUCUAAAGCAAUUUUUUGAAGCUCCUCUGGAAGAUGAAGUACAUAAACCUUUUGGAAAAGGAGAAAGAAGACUGUGGCGAAGCACAAUUUCUUGGUGUAGUCGGGCUAUAAUCAGAUCUUAUUUUUUUCCUAUAUCAAAAUCAUAUUUUUUUAUGUCACCAGAUACAAAAGACGAUGUUUCUUUCGAUCAAAAUUUAGAAGAAAGCAAAGUAUUCUCUAAUUUUUGCUGUAGAAAACCUGACUAGCCUCGUUUUUGUGUAUCUCGCAAUAGGCCUCUUGCUCUACUUCGAAUAGGUCCAUGUAUAGUGAUGUGAGCCGGCGUCAUGAUGUAAGGGGCGGAUUGCAUGGGCGAGGCUGGCACGUUCCCUAUAGUUAUUAUAGUCAAUGCAAACGUUUCUGUUAUGUGCAACCGCAUAUGGGCGUGGCGAUUGGGGAGGGGGUUGGUGUGAGGGGUGUGACACCCCCUGAUAAUUCAGCAUGAUGAGAAAGUUGGUCAAAUUGCUUUGUUACUUGUAAGCAAAUUGAUCAAAUGUACAACGGCAACAUUUGUUUUAGUAUUUAUGAAUAUUUAAGGCUCGUGUUAUACUCGUUGACCAAUCUCCUACACCCAGGUCAUACACAAAUUUUCAUUUUCCAUUAUCAAAAGUAGGCCAAUAUUACGUGACAUCCCUUCCAAUCUUAGCUCGUUUGCCACGCCCCUGGUAAGUUGCCGGGGUAGAAGUUUGCAUGUAAUCGUUUUAGGCGCGCAAAUUAAACUGGCCUAAAAGCACAAGAAUGAAUAUAAUACUUUAAAACCCAGGAAGGAUUGAAAUUAUUAAGACAUUUACACAAUUGAUUUCAAAAAAUGUUCGCCAAACCACGGCAUACUGAAGUCACUCAAGUGAUCGUUUGCUGGGCAGACGUGCUAUCCCGGUCCAUGCAAUCAGCCCCUAAAUGGUAUGAUUAAAUGUUGAUUUUUGAAUAUCAGCGAUGCAUGCAAUGAUUUCGCGGUGAUAGUUUCCUAUUUCUCGAAUAUAUUAUUUAUAUUAUUGUAUAACCGUGAAGUUACAAGAUAAAAGUAUUUGUCAUGCACAUGCACGAUAUAAUUUACCACGUAUGUUUUUCUAUACUCUAUAUAAAUACAGUAUAUAAACAUUUUUAAAUAUUUUAUCUCUAUGCUUAAAGCAAAUAAUAGUUAAGUAAAUUAGCUUGUAGGUACUCCACGUAGGUAAGUAUUGUAGUUGCUUGUAGUUUAAAUAUGACUCGAUACUGUCGUUGUAACGGGAAUGGACGUUGUAGACAAAGAAUGUGUUUGUAGAACGAUCCAGUUAGCAUUAAUUGUAAGCCUUGAAAGAACAAACGAAUUGAAAAUAAAAAAGCAGCUCGUCA
This is a messenger RNA of Dendronephthya gigantea, 4173 nucleotides long. RefSeq lists its product as uncharacterized. The transcript has 2 exons. The record is from RefSeq and is a predicted model, not a curated record. Lineage: Eukaryota; Metazoa; Cnidaria; Anthozoa; Malacalcyonacea; Nephtheidae. Bases 30 to 1829 code for a protein of 599 amino acids.